Messenger RNA from Cicer arietinum (chickpea), 4054 nucleotides. RefSeq names its product probable inactive receptor kinase At5g10020. Lineage: Eukaryota; Viridiplantae; Streptophyta; Magnoliopsida; Fabales; Fabaceae. Gene Ontology annotation, biological process: protein phosphorylation. Gene Ontology annotation, molecular function: ATP binding; protein kinase activity; protein binding. The record is from RefSeq and is a predicted model, not a curated record.
UUUUUUUUUUACUUUGAGAUUUGUAAUUUUGGAAACAAAAAUUGAUAUUUCUAGCUGCAUUGAUGACAUUUUUUACCUUUUUAUGUAAGUGCACAUUAAUGACAUUAUUAUGCAAUUAUGAGUCAUGAAACUUAAGGAAAGGUAGUUAGGUCUAGCACAAGGGGCUAAGAUAUAACUCGAGUCACGCUUCAGAUGUGUAAUCCUUGGUGUGAGGGUGUGUGAUGAGAGUCAUAGUGUCAUACAUUUGAGGAGAUAUGGUCUGAAAAUGAGUUUAUAAGUGGGAGACACCUUUCAUCUUACAAGCCGAUUUUGUAGGGUUGAGCUAAAUGUAGGACUCUCACAAUGUGGCAAACCACUAUUUGAGUUUUAAUCCCUGGUAGGAGAGGUACUCACAUUUAGUGUCUGAUGACUCCUCAUCCUCGAACAAGAUUGCUUCCUAUACGGCGAGACUUGUAGGUCAAAAAAAUAAAAUUCGGAGCAGCAACAAGGAAAGGCAUGCAGGCUAUGUGGUUGAUGCUGUUGUUGUUGGUGGAUAUUGCAUUAGGGAAUUCAGAUACUGAUGCACUUCUUGAACUCAAGAAGGGUAUUCAGAAUGACCCUUAUGGAUUAGUUCUUAAGUCUUGGGAUUCCAAGUCAUUAGAAUCUAAUGGUUGUCCUCAGAAUUGGUAUGGAAUAUUAUGCAGUGAAGGAAAUGUUAUAUCCAUCACUCUUGACAAUGCUGGUUUGGUUGGAGAGUUUAAUUUCGUUGCAAUUAGUGGCCUUACUAUGCUUCACAACUUGUCAAUUGUAAACAACCAAUUCACAGGAAGUAUGUUACAUAUUAGUCCAAUGAAAUCGCUUAAAUUUCUCGAUUUGUCUCUCAACAAGUUUAACGGGUCGUUUCCAUCUACUUUUGUCGAAUCGCGUAACUUAGUGUAUCUGAAUCUUUCUUCAAAUGAAUUUAGUAGCACUAUUCCGCCCGUGUUUCGCAAACUUGAGCAGUUGAAGUAUUUAGAUUUUCACAGUAAUAGCUUUUCUGGUGAUAUUAUGAACAUCUUUUAUCAGAUGGGAAGUGUUUUACAUGUUGACUUAAGCAGCAACAAGUUCUCUGGUACAUUGGAUUUGGGACUUGGAGAUGUCUCUUUUCUCUUCUCGAUUCGAUAUUUAAAUGUUAGCUACAAUUCUUUGACUGGUGAACUAUUUGCUCAUGAUGGUAUGCCAUACCUUGACAAUUUAGAGGUGUUUGAUGCUAGUAAUAAUCAGCUAGUUGGUAAUAUACCUUCCUUUGCGUUUGUCGUAUCGCUAAGGAUUCUUCGACUAUCAUGCAAUCAUUUGACAGGUUCAUUUCCAGAAACUUUGUUGAAGGAAAGUUCUAUGAUGUUGUCUGAACUUGAUCUUAGUCAAAACAAGCUUGAAGGUCCUAUUGGAAGCAUCACCUCGAUGACUCUAAGGAAGCUUAAUAUAUCUUCAAACAAAUUUUCAGGACCAUUACCUCUCAAGUUAGGCCAUUGUGCCAUCAUUGAUUUGAGCAAUAACAUGCUGUCAGGAAAUUUGUCAAGGAUCAAAUAUUGGGGUAACUAUGUGGAACUUAUUCAGUUAAGUUCAAACUCAUUGUCUGGAACGCUUCCGAACGAAACUUCGCAAUUUUUAAGGUUAACUUCACUUAAUGUAUCCAAUAACUCAUUGGAGGGAUUUCUUCCGCCGGUGUUGGGAACCUAUCUGGAGCUAAAAGUUAUCGAUCUUAGUCUCAACCAGCUUUCUGGAUUCCUUUUACCAGCCCUUUUUGCCUCAACCAAAUUGACUACUCUUAAUCUCUCAAACAAUAAGUUUUCUGGACCGAUUCCUUUUCAACUUCCAAAUAAUAAUCCAUUGGUUUUGGAAGAAGACUUUACUUUGACAUCUCUUGAUCUUUCACACAACACCUUGAGUGGAAAUCUUUCUUCAAACAUGAAGGAGCUUCAUAAUUUGUCAUAUCUCAAUCUAUGUAACAACAAAUUGGAAGGUACUAUUCCUAAUGAUCUUCCAGAUGCAUUAAGAGGAUUCAAUGUGUCCUUUAAUAAUUUUUCUGGUGUUGUACCUGAUAACUUGUUGCAGUUUCCUGAAUCAGCAUUUCAUCCAGGAAAUACUAUGCUGAUAUUUCCAAAUUCUCAAUUAUCAUCACCAAAAGAUUCUUCCAACAUAGAUUUGAAGGAACAUGGGUCACAUAAGAAAACCUUCACUAGGAGUGUCUUGAUUACAUGUUUGGUUACUUUUUCUUUUGUGAUAGCUAUUAUUAGUGCUAUGGUUUGUUAUAGGAUUCAUCAGAAAAAAGAAGGAACUUCAAAACAAGAUGCAACAAUGGAUGACAUUAUAGAUAAGAGUGCUUCUCCAUCAAAGAGAGAAGAGUCUAAAAGAAAUGUGGAAUCAUUACCACCUUUGGACGAUUCCGAAAACAUUCAUACAACUUUAAAGGGGCUUAAAGAUCUUGAGUUUGUUAAGAAUGAGGAAGGAACUUCUUCUCCGAUGUCGAAUCCUUCAUCUUCUACAAGCCAUCAAUUCGAGAAUCCUAGCGACUCCCUCAAAGUAUCCUCACCAGAUAAACUGGUGGGGGACUUGCAUCUAUUUGAUGGAUCGUUGAUGCUAACUCCAGAAGAACUUUCACUCGCUCCGGCCGAAGUUGUUGGAAGGAGUUGUCAUGGAACACUCUACAAAGCUACACUUGAAUCUGGUCAUGUAUUGGCUGUCAAAUGGUUAAGAGAAGGAAUAACUAAAGGGAAAAAGGAGUUGGCUAGGGAAAUGAAGAAACUUGGGACAAUUAAGCAUCCAAGUUUGGUUUCUUUUCUUGGUUGCUAUGUAGGGCCUAAGGAGCAUGAGAGAUUGAUUAUAUCAAAUUACAUGAAUGCACAUUCUUUGGACAUUUAUCUGCAUGAGGCUGAGAAAAGAAAUAUCCAUCCUUUGUCUCUUGAUGAAAGGCUCAGGGUAGCCGUAGAAACGGCUCGAUGUCUUCUUUUCCUACACGCCGAGAAAACCAUACCUCAUGGCAAUCUCAAAUCCACCAACAUUCUUAUAGAAACUCCCAACAGAAAUGUCUUGCUCACUGACUACAGCUUGCACCGAAUACUUACUGCCGCAGGUACUUCUGAGCAAGUUCUGAAUGCCGGCGCACUCGGUUACUGCCCGCCUGAGUUCGCUAGAUCAACCAAACCAUGCCCUUCUUUGAAGAGUGAUGUCUAUGCAUUUGGAGUUGUGUUAUUAGAGCUCCUAACAGGAAUAAAAUCAGAAGAAAUAGUUUCUGUUGGAGAAGAUUACAUUAGCAAGUGCUUUGAAAAGUCACUUGUGGAUAAGCACAAUGGAGAAGAAUCAUCUAGGAGGAUUCUUGAUGAAAUGCUAAAAGUGGCUCUUAGAUGCAUUCUUCCAGCAUCUGAGAGACCUGAUAUGAAAACAGUUUUUGAUGAUCUUUCAACAAUAAAGAAUAGUUGAAUGAUCACAGCCUCAAUCACUUGCAUCACCAUUGUCUAUAACUGUUUUUGUUACUUUUUUUUCUGGUUGUCCAGGUAUUCUUCAGUCGAAAGUCAGAGAUUAAUCCUUCGAGGUACGAAGAUUUACUUAGAAAGCUGACAUCUCCUAACAAAUGUUCUUCCUUACACACCGGUUAUCAGGGAUCUUCUAACUCAUGACUACAUGCUUAAGGGACCUAAUUAUGUGUCAAAGAUCGAAUCCAGGACCACAUGCUUAAGGAACUCAUUACCGCACUAUGUUGGUUGUUUUAAGGGAGAGUUGAUGAUCACAGUCUCAAUCAUUUGCAUCAUCAUUGUUUAUAAUUGUUUUGGUUACUUUUGAAAGUAUAUUAAAUUUUGUUCACUUGAUGAUAACUUUUCAUAGGCAUUUUAACAAGUCUUAGGAUAAUAAAAUGAAAUUCUUUAUCAAAGGAAAUUCAUGAUUUUCAACCCUUAUGAUGGGAAAAUUGUAUAUUGUUGAAUUUAUAGUAUUGUUCCAUCUAAUAAUUGACAUUGCUAGACAUUAAUCUACUGUUAUUUUUUCUUCCUAAGAAAAGGGUAGUUAUAAACAACACACUACCUCGAACUUGAGAUUUAAA